This is a messenger RNA of Fundulus heteroclitus (mummichog), 1974 nucleotides long. RefSeq names its product immunoresponsive gene 1, like (gene irg1l). The record is from RefSeq and is a predicted model, not a curated record. The transcript is spliced from 6 exons. The coding region runs from base 69 to 1553 and encodes 494 amino acids. NCBI's taxonomy places the organism in Eukaryota, Metazoa, Chordata, Actinopteri, Cyprinodontiformes, Fundulidae. Gene Ontology annotation, molecular function: lyase activity.
CCUUCAGAGAAAAUCUGCUGGAAGCAAGGACAGGAAGAAAGUUUUUGUGACAGAAACAAGUUAAAGCCAUGCUCUCAGUGCUACAGAAAACCAUUCGGCCGGUUCAGGCUGCCAGAAGGGUGCACCAGUCUGCAGUGCAAGUCCUGAAGCACCCGGCUCCUGAGGACACAGUCACUGCCAGCUUUGGGAGGUUCGUCAGUGAAAUCCAGCCCCAGCAUUUGUCUCCUGUUGUGCUCCAGCGCAGCAAAAGGAUGGUGUUGGACAGCAUCGGGGUCGGUCUCAUUGGAAGCACAACAGACGUGUUUGAACUGGCCUUGCAGCACUGUCAGCACAUGUACGCUCCUGAUUACAUCAGCUCUGUGUACGGCCGAAGAGACGUCAGGCUUUCCCCAACACUGGCUGCUUUUGUCAAUGGAGUGGCGACUCACUCCAUGGACUUUGAUGACACCUGGCAUCCAGCCACUCAUCCAUCAGGAGCCGUUCUUCCUGCUGUGUUAGCUCUCAGUGACAUGAUGCCAGCCAGCAGGAAACCCAGCGGCCUGGACUUCUUACUGGCGUUUAAUGUCGGCAUCGAGAUCCAGGGCCGCCUGAUGAGAUUCUCCAACGAGGCCUGCAACAUUCCUAAAAGGUUUCAUCCUCCCACUGUGGUUGGUCCUAUGGGAAGCGCAGCAGCCUGUGCUCGCCUUUUGUCUCUGGAUCCCUCUCAGUGCAGUCAUGCCUUGGCUAUAGCUGCUUCCCUGGCCGGAGCGCCGAUGGCUAACGCUGCCACUCAGUCUAAACCCCUUCACAUCGGCAACGCCUCACGUCUGGGGCUUGAAGCUGCCCUGCUGGCCUCCAGAGGCCUAGAGGCCAGUCCUCUGGUCUUGGAUGCAGUUGCAGGAGUGGCAGGCUUUAAUGCUUUUUAUGAAGACUAUGUACCACAACCUUUAGAUUCCCCCCAUGACGGCCAUGCAUUCCUGUUAGAGGAGCAGGACAUGGGCUUCAAGCGCUUCCCUGCCCAUCUGGGGAUGCACUGGGUGGCCGAUGCUGCGGCUUCUGUCCACAAGCUUCUUGUGGGAGCUGGUCCUGGAAAGGUCUCCCCACACCAAGUCCAGGACAUUUUGCUCAGAGUCCCCCUGUCUAAAUACAUCAACAGGCCUUUCCCUGAAUCCGAGCAUGAGGCUCGCCACUCCUUCCAGUUUAACGCCUGCAGCGCUCUCCUGGAUGGCGAGGUGACCGUGAAGUCCUUCACCCCAGCUGCCAUGAGUCGACCUGAGCUGCACGCUCUGCUGAGCCGCGUUCGGCUGGAGCAUCCCCACGACAACCCUGCUAACUUCAACCUGAUGUACGGAGAGGUCCAGGUGAUGCUUGUAGGAGGAGACACUGUGAAUGGACGUUGUGAUACCUUCUACGGUCACUGGCGCAACCCUCUGACCAACCAGAGUCUGAGGAAGAAGUUCAGGAACAACGCCGAGGCGGUGCUUCCAUCAGCGAAGGUCGAGCGGCUGAUUGAGGCAGUGGACGACCUGGACAGACUUGAGGACUGCAAGGACCUGCUCUCACAGCUGCAAUGAAGAUUUGCAAACACUACAAAACAACAGAACUCAGCUAUUUAGCAAAAUGAGAUCAGUUGCAUUCUGAACUAUAUAUUUAUACUGAAAACAUUUAAGUGUUUAUUCUAUCGGAGAGGAAAGACAUUAUAAUACUUGUUGGUACGUCAGAUUAUAUUUCUUUAAUUUACACUGGGAAACUAUCUAGUCUAUAAGAAAUCUAUAAUGUGAAUGAAGAAAUGUGAUAAAACAAAUGGAGGGAAAUGGACUGGCUUUAAACUGGUGGUGUUUAAAUAUUCGUGUCAUACAGUGCAUUUAUUUAAUAAUUGUAUAUAUUGUGUUGCUAAAUCUGUUGUUUCCUGAAAGACUUGUUUAAUUUAACCCCUUCAAUAUUGUAUUAGAUAAAUGUAGCAUAUUUGUUUGUGUUUUCAUUCUAAUAAACUUG